ACUUUUUCCCUAUCCACACAAAUUGCAGAGAGAGAGAGAGAGAGAGAGAGAGAGAGAGAGAAUGGAUCAUACUUUUCUAUUCCAACAGCCUCCCCCUGCAUACAUCAGAGCCCUGCCUCCGAUAACCCUUCUAUUCCUAUCGUACUUGUGUUUCUCGGAGAUCAUCGGGAAACACCUCCAGUAUUCCAAGUUCUGGAACGUUAACUCCCAGUCCAAAUCCAAUCAGAUCAAGCUCUCCAGCAAGACGGGCAUGCUCUUCCUGUAUGGACCUGCGUUCCUCGCCGGAGUAGCUUCCUUUGGCCUCUUCCCAUACGGUGGCCUCAGGUUUCUGCUCCUCAAAUCGGCUCUGACCAUCCAUUUCUUCAAAAGGAUCUUGGAGGUUCUAUUUGUUCACAAAUUCAGUGGUGGCAUGGUCCUGGACUCUGCCAUUCUAAUCUCAGGUGCCUAUUUCUCCUUAGCUGCAAGCAUGAUAUACGUGCAACACUUGACUGAAGGGCUUCCGCAGCCAUCAAUCGAUUUGAAGUAUCAAGGGGUUGUGAUCUUUCUAGUGGGAAUCUCCGGCAACUUUUACCACCAUUACCUCCUUUCAAAACUCAGAGAGAAGGGUGACAGAGGAUAUAAACUUCCGAAAGGAGGCCUCUUCAAUCUGGUUCUUUGCCCUCAUUACCUCUUUGAAAUCCUAGCUUUUUGGGGAAUUUUCUUUGUAUCACAGACGGCGUUGUCACUGUCAUGCGCAUUGGGCGUGGCUUUGUACUUGGCCGGAAGGAGUUUCGUCACCAGAAAAUGGUAUCUUUCUAAAUUUGAAAACUUCCCUGGGGAGGUCAAGGCUUUGGUUCCAUUUGUUUUCUAGAUACUUGAAGGAGGCUGAAUCUUCAAGUUGCAACUACUUCUGUCAACUACUUUGUAAGCAGGAGCUAAUCUGCACAACUGAGCACAUGAAAUCAAAGGUUGGCUUUCUUGA
Messenger RNA from Rhododendron vialii, 961 nucleotides. Its product is annotated as steroid 5-alpha-reductase DET2-like. NCBI's taxonomy places the organism in Eukaryota, Viridiplantae, Streptophyta, Magnoliopsida, Ericales, Ericaceae. Gene Ontology annotation, biological process: lipid metabolic process. The record is from RefSeq and is a predicted model, not a curated record. Gene Ontology annotation, molecular function: oxidoreductase activity, acting on the CH-CH group of donors. The transcript is spliced from 3 exons. Bases 62 to 850 code for a protein of 262 amino acids.